This is a messenger RNA of Ipomoea nil (Japanese morning glory), 1416 nucleotides long. RefSeq lists its product as uncharacterized. Lineage: Eukaryota; Viridiplantae; Streptophyta; Magnoliopsida; Solanales; Convolvulaceae. The record is from RefSeq and is a predicted model, not a curated record. The transcript has a single exon. The coding region runs from base 1 to 1416 and encodes 471 amino acids. Gene Ontology annotation, molecular function: catalytic activity.
AUGAAGGUCCUUGUGUGGAAUGUGCGAGGGGUGUCUUCCAAUGGUUCUGCUCGCAGGACCCGCGUUCUCCUUAGAUCUCAUUUGCCUUUUAUUCUAUGUCUGCUUGAGCCAUGUAAAUAUGAUAAUGCCUUUACGGCUGAUAGGCUCGAGUCUUUUAGAAUAAAAUUCAACUUUGAUAAUGCGUACGGGUCGGGUAACAGAAUAUGGCUGUUUUGGAAUAACGACCUGACCGUGAGUAUAGAGAGCCAAAUGGAGCAGUGUGUCACUAUUUUGUGUGCUCAUUCCACCGUUCUCACGCCCUUCUGGCUAUCCUUUGUUUAUGCCAAAACUAGGGAAUCUCUUCGGGGCCCAUUGUGGGAUGAGCUCAAAGCUGUAUGCCCGAUGAUUCCAGGGGGGGUUCCAUGGUCAAUUGUGGGCAAUUUCAACUGUUUAAUGAGUGUGGACGAAAAGAAGGGUGGACUGCCUUAUUCUCAUAGGAAGACAUUAGACUUCUGUGAGUGUGUUAGUGCGUGUGGCUUGAUUGAUGCAACCUACUAUGGCUCCUGUUUCACUUGGUGGAAUGGGAGGCGUGGGGAGGCGGCCAUAUGGAUGCGGUUAGAUCGCUGUCUCUACACCUCGGAGUGGGAGGCGGUGUUCAAAACAUCUGUACGACAUUUAUCAAAAGCCACGUCCGACCACAGUCCACUCUUAAUAACUUGUAAUUUGCUGACCACGCAGGUGGUGCCAAAACAUUUUGUCUUCCUGAACGUCUGGGUUAAGCAUGAGGCUUUUCAGACGGUCGUGCGUGAUGGCUGGCAAGCUCCAGUGGAUGGAGCCUCGAUGUUUGUUCUGGCCGCUAAGCUAAAGAGACUGGACAAAGUCCUAAGUAAAUGGAGUAGAACGGUAUUUGGGGACAUAUUCGCUAAACUGCGUGAGUAUGAGGAUACUGUCCAUAACCUAGAGGCGGUGCUACAGCAGCACCCUGAGGAUGAGCGGGCAUUAAUUGAAUAUCAAAAGGGGGUGGCUAUGUUGAAAAAGCAAAUAGCGAUUGAAGAAGAAUAUAGGCAGCAGAAGGCGCGUGUAACAGAGGUACAAGAUGGUGAUAGAAACUCCCGUUACUUUCAUGCAAUUGUUAAAGAGCGUAGGCGCAAAUUGUAUAUUCAUCGAGUUAAGAAUGGUGACGGGGUCUGGUUGGAGGAUAGACAGGGAAUAGCCCAGCAGGCAGUGGCCUUUUUUGAGCGCAUGUUUACGGCGGAAGUGGGUGGGUUUGAUCUGGCUAGAUUAUAUUGUAUCCCACGUUUGGUCAUGGAAGAUGAUAAUGACUUGCUAAUAGCUGUCCCGGGGGUGGAAGAAGUCAAGGAAGUGGUAAUGCAGAUGAGUUCUACAAGUGCGGCAGGUCCGGAUGGUUUCUCGGGAGCUUUUUAUAAGGCUUGUUGA